Messenger RNA from Neodiprion virginianus, 1921 nucleotides. It is a transcript of the gene TTLL15, whose product is annotated as probable tubulin polyglutamylase ttll-15. The transcript has 4 exons. Gene Ontology annotation, biological process: protein modification process. Lineage: Eukaryota; Metazoa; Arthropoda; Insecta; Hymenoptera; Diprionidae. The record is from RefSeq and is a predicted model, not a curated record. The coding region runs from base 165 to 1745 and encodes 526 amino acids.
AUGCAUUCCACGUGCGCAGGUUGUACGAAACGUUAUAUUGGAGCGGGGCUGAGACUCGAGACACAACGGUACUUCGCGGCGAUGCGUAUUCUGACGUGAUUUUUCAACAACACGGUGUACCACGCACGAAAUUUUCUCUACAAACGGGUAAAACCAAUAUUGUAAUGACUGUCAAAAAACGCCUUGUGUCUGCGACCUCUAACGAAGAUGAAGAAGUAUUUGAGAAGAGCGGGAAAAAUUCCGACAGCAAAAAGAAUGAAGAUACUGCGGUCGGUACAACGGUUUUGAAUACCAAACUUAGAACGAUAUUUAAACUAUUUAUACUCGGUAUCGUUGGACCAGUCAUUUUAUACACUCUCUAUCAUCUGUCUUCGAGUUUGCAAAAACACUUUGCGAAGAUCGAAAUCAAGGAAGUAUUGAUAAAGGAUCGAAAACCGAUAUACUGGGUCUACGGAAGAAAUCCCGACUCCGGGUAUUUGAAACACGUUUUCGCAGUGCUGGACCGACUCGGAUUUGAGAGAGGAACGAACGAGUCGGACUGGGAUUUGUUGUGGGCUCACGAUUAUCCCUUCAGAUCGCUUUACUCGAGUCUUAACGCCCUGGCGCCGCACCAGAAGGUGAAUCAUGUACCGGGGUGCGGUUACAUAACGAACAAAGUCGACCUCUCGACGUCGGAGUUGGCGAGGCACUUGCCGGCAGCUUUCAAGAUACCAGAAGACAAGAAAGCCUUGCUAAAAUACGUGGCCGACAACCCGGCGAAGAGUUUCGUCCAAAAGUCGAACGCUCAUCGGGGAAUCCAGAUACUCAAUGUCUCGGACAUCGAUCUGGCAUCGGAGGGGUCUUUCGUCCAGGAGUUCAUUGAGAAUCCUUUUCUGGUUGACGGGUUCAAGUUCGACAUCGGCGUCUACACCGUUGUCACUUCCGUCGAUCCUCUCAGGGUCUACGUCUACAAGGGUGAUAUUCUCUUCCGGUUUUGUCCUGUCAAGUACUAUCCGUUCGAUCCUGAGAACAUCGACAAAUAUGUUGUCGGCGAUGAUUACUUGCCGAUAUGGGAUGUUCCGUCGCUCAAAAAUUACUACGCUAAUCUGGGAUUCUCCAUGAAGGACUCUUUCGACAGUUACGUCAGGGCGCAGGGUAAGGAUCCCCAGAAGGUCUGGGAUAACGUUAACGAUGCGAUACGGGACGUAAUUCUGAGUAAGGAGUCCCUCAUCAAGGACGUCGUAAAACGGUUCAAAAACCAACACAACUUUUUCGAGAUGAUGCGAUUCGAUUUCGCAAUAGACGAUGAGCUCAACGUAUUUGUCAUGGAGGCCAAUAUGUCGCCGAAUUUAUCUUCGGCCCAUUAUCCGCCUAAUCAACUGCUCUACGAACAGGUUUUAUUCAACCUUUUCGGACUCGUCGGUAUCGGCCAAAGAGUAAGGAAGGAAUCGCUAAGAAUUAGAAAUCAGAAGGAAGAGGAAAUGCAGGUGGCUGAUAAAAAUCUGGUCGUACUGCCAGAAGUUUGCGCUAAAUGCGACGACUGUUUUCGAGUCGAAUGCCAAUUGUGUAAACCGUGUUUUACGGAUGAGACAAGACACAUUUUGUCGACCAGUUAUCGCGAGCACCAGAACGCUAUGGACUUUCAAAGAAUAUUCCCACCUCCUAUCACGAAAACAAUGGUCCUCAAGGAUUACACAUUGAAGAAUCAACUACUCGUAAGAUGGUAUCAAGGUAAAUGUGAACUUGAUCCCACGUGGUGCGGAUAAUCGUAAGUUUUCUACAUUCUACUAUCUUCUAUACAGUAUAGGUAUAUACCCUGCCCGAAUUUUAUGAUACAUCGAUUACGACUUGGAAGAUCUGCGAGUUCACGUUUAAUGUGUAACGUGGAAAAAGUUAGAUCUGAACUCUUGAAAGUUUUCGUUGUAAAAAAAGGUUGGUACAA